Molecule: messenger RNA, 648 nt
Organism: Plasmodium malariae
Lineage: Eukaryota; Apicomplexa; Aconoidasida; Haemosporida; Plasmodiidae
Product: transmembrane protein Tmp21 homologue, putative
Exons: 1
Coding region: 1-648 (215 amino acids)
Biological process (GO): Golgi organization; intracellular protein transport; endoplasmic reticulum to Golgi vesicle-mediated transport
Cellular component (GO): endoplasmic reticulum-Golgi intermediate compartment; Golgi apparatus; COPII-coated ER to Golgi transport vesicle
Source: RefSeq, a predicted model, not a curated record
AUGGCAAGAAUAAUAAGCAUAUUCGUUAUUCUGCUUGCACUGCUGAUUGUUAAUCCGUUCCUAACGAAUAGUUUAGAAAUAUUCAUUACUCUGAAGCCGAACAAAGUGAAAUGUAUGAAAGAAAGAAUAAACAAAGACACAUUAGUUGUAUGUAAGUUCAAAACAGACGAUAAGAAUAAUUUAGUUUCUAUAUAUAUAUAUGAUACGGAUGUAAAUGAAAAGAAUAUUAAUUCUCAACAAAAACUUCCUAUCUUUGAGUCAGUUAAUGAGCAUAAUGUGAAAACAGCAUUUUCAACAUUUUAUUCCUCCUCUUACUCAUUUUGUGCAUAUAACAAAACAAAAAAAACAAUAGAUAUAUAUUUCGAAGUGAAACAUGGAACAGACGCAAAAGAUUAUGCACAGAUAGCCAAAACAGAACAUCUUAAUGAAGCUACACUGUUUUUAAAAUUAAUUGUUGACCAUAUGACUGAUUUUCAUGUAAAUUUAAAAAGAAUUAAAAAAGACGAAGAGAAUGAAAAAAAAUCGAGUGAUAAAUUAAACGAUACAUUAAUGUGGUUCUCCUUUAUAAAUAUUUUUAUUAUAAUUAUUGCUGCUGUUAUUCAAGACUUUUAUUUUAAAAGAUUUUUCACCUCCAAAAAAAUUAUUUAA